Messenger RNA from Aspergillus bombycis, 1530 nucleotides. RefSeq lists its product as uncharacterized. Gene Ontology annotation, biological process: positive regulation of transcription by RNA polymerase II. The coding region runs from base 1 to 1530 and encodes 509 amino acids. The record is from RefSeq and is a predicted model, not a curated record. Gene Ontology annotation, cellular component: nucleus. The transcript has 5 exons. NCBI's taxonomy places the organism in Eukaryota, Fungi, Ascomycota, Eurotiomycetes, Eurotiales, Aspergillaceae. Gene Ontology annotation, molecular function: DNA-binding transcription factor activity; transcription cis-regulatory region binding.
AUGGCACAGAACACGGGUGAUCCUCAUUCAGUCACCCUGGAACACAAGCCAAAAGCCGUGGGUGCUCAUUUUACUGUACGUGAGAAGCAAUUAUCCUCUCCCUCUGAGGUACUUGCCCUUGCGGAUCCCCAUCUCGAUAUUUCAAACGUUGCUGCUCGAGGCUGCCUCAUCGCAGAUGUUGGGCCUGCAGUUGGCAGGAUGGGUGCUAUCAGUGCUCUCGCCGCCGCAUCGACUGCGACAGAGCGGAACCCAGGAAUCCGGUACAGAUUCGCCGACGAUGUUGGGACGCAUCGUAGAAACCGGCGCCGAGAGCCUCCAUCAUCUCGACAUGCCCGUGAGAGCUUGAAUAGUGCGGCUUUGCGUUAUCCCGCGCCGCACCAGUCCCCAGGACUCGAUGAACAUCUGGACAACGCCUUCGUCGUACCUCGCUCACGGACCAAUCAUCAUAUGGCGCCCCAAGGCGCUCUCCUUCAGACUCAUGAUAGCAAUGGUAUAGAUGCCUUCCACAUUGACGCACAGCUCUGUAUGAUGUGGCGCAGGUGUGUAAGUCACACUAUCAAGAGUAUCACACCUGAUACUCUCGACACAACAGAGCGCUAUCUUUUCCACUCAUUUUCAGAAAGAAUUGCUCCAAUGCUGGUACUGGUCGAUGACGAUUCCAAUAGUUGGCGACGUGUCGUGUUACCCGUUGCACAUUUCGAUGAUUUAGUGAAGUCUGCGCUCCUAUCAGCUGCGGCCUUCUGUAAUUCGACGCCUCUGUCUGAGCAAACAACAUCUCCUGAGAUGGCUUACCAGAGGGUUAUCCGUGGGCUUCAGCAGAGACAAAACCUUGCCGCAGAAGAUCUGAUGGGAAAACAGUGCAUCAUAUUGACCUUACUUGUUCUUCUGGCGAACGUGAUCGUGAAUGGAUCUCCUGAUUUCCGCACGAUUUUCGACUUGCUAAGAUCAUCAUUAAAAGCAGUACGAGAUGAUCUGAAUUUCUUUCGGGGUGAGAUCGGCCUUUUCAUUUCUACCCAACUACCCAAAUUUCGCGGAUAUGCAGCACCUUUUCUAAGCCUCGACGAAGGAGUUGCAACUCUUUGUCGAACAAUUGUAGGUGGCCCGCCUAGUAUCAAUGCCUGGCACGAAUUUACUGUCUGCCGCGACAUGCACCCGGAUUUGAACGCCGCCAUGUCUGUUGUUUAUGAACUUAAUCGGAAGGCCUGUGACAUCUAUUUAGCUCGCGCGCAGGCCGGCUCGACGGCACCUGCUUUUACUGAUAUGGUCGAAGAUUUCAAGAAUACCUUGGACUCAUUUCCUCCUAAUACACCGGGCGAGCAUACCCUUGUGUGGCCUUGCUUCCUCGUUGCCCUCGAGAGCUCGACAACCGCCCACCGGGUGUUUUUUAUCGAUACACUUCUCAGACAUCAAAGGAUACGGGGCUUUGCCAAUUUGGAUAGAGCCAUUGAAUACGUCAAAAGGGUGUGGGCUAGUCAAAGUGACGUCAAUUGGGUCCAACAUCUCACCAAGCUCAGUGCAUUUGUGGUGUGA